Physcomitrium patens is the source of this 2865-nucleotide messenger RNA. Lineage: Eukaryota; Viridiplantae; Streptophyta; Bryopsida; Funariales; Funariaceae. The record is from RefSeq and is a predicted model, not a curated record.
ACAGUAGGGAAAAUGAAGGAUUUUUGCAUUACAAAACCAAGUGAUAUUGCAAAAGCUGGGACUUAGUCUCAGCUGCCCGUGUCGCUAGUUAUUAUAUUCAGCACAAUUCCACUAGUGGUGCCCGGUCUACCGAAGUAGACUCCUUCACAAGCAGACGCAGAAGACGGAAUCCGUACAUUUAAUCGGUAAAUUGAGUAAUUGUGCCGGCUGGGUUAUUGAGGCGAAGCAAUGAUUAUGAAUAUGCAGCACAUUUCGUUGCAGCACUGUUAUUGAUCUCCUAUAGUGCAAGAUCUUCCUUCAAACUAGCAGGGCCUUCACAGAUCUGCAACGCGAGGAGUCUCAAGAUUCGUUGUCUGAGCGUAAUCCUUGUACUAGGAUCACUGAAAACCUUUGCUAAUUCACCAGCAUUGCAAUUGGUAUGCUUUGACAAGUGGAGUCGCUCAUAUCAGUGCGCCGGGAGGCCUGCGGGUUAAUUAUCUACCAGAAUGUGGCAACGAGUCGAUCAGCAGGACGUUACGUGAGCGACGGAAUGCAAGCGUGGGAAGUCACCAGUUCUGUGGUUCAUCUUGAUAACAAAUCCAGGUGAAAAUUGUAGACAAAAUGGAGUCUUAUAUUGAAACUUACAUCCAGCAUCACAUGGACACGGACCUCCAGAUUGUGGAUCUUGUACAAUUCGUUUUACAAUGUGCCGAGAUUGUACGCAAAGGAGUGGAUGAAGCCGAUUCUUACAAAUCCGACUGUGGGGAAAUAAACAUUAGAGUGAUAAAGCUGGUAAAUUUGCUUAAGCAAGCUUGGCAAAAAGCCUCGAAAACCAAUGCCCCAGGUCUUUAUGAGCGGCCUACCCGACGAAUCAUGGUGGAGGUACUGAAGGUGCUAGAGCGAGCUCUGGGGCUCGUGAGGAAGUGUAAGAGGAGCGGGAUGCUCAAGAGGGUCAUGACCAUCACAACUGCUGCCGACUUUAAGAAAAUGAACCAUUGGUUGGAUAGCUCAAUUGGGGAUGUCAAAUGGGUGGUGAACAUAUCAUCCACCGGUGAUGAGCGCUCUGAAUUAGGAGGAUUACCACCCAUCGCGUCCAAUGAUCCCAUGUUGGCCCAUAUAUGGGAGCAAAUAUCCAUCGUGCACAUAGGGACGCUUGAGGAGAAAGUCGAAGGAGCAGAGUACCUGGGCAACUUGGCCAAAAGCAAUGAACGAAAUGUGAAGAUUAUCAUUGAGGAGGGAGGGGCGGGGCCGUUACUGCGGUUGCUUAAGGAGGGAAACAUUCCUGGUCAAGAUGCAGCUGCCACCGCGUUAACCUUGUUGGCGACCAAUCGGGAUCGAGUGAUGCAGUUGCGUAAGGAAGGAGCUAGCAGUGUCUUUACGCAUCUCUUGGGUAGUCAUUCCACAUCUAUGAAGGUUCAGAUUGAAGUCGCAAAGAUAGUUGCAAAAUUCGCCAUGUUGGAUUCAGAAGCUCAAACUGAACUUGCCAAUGAAGGUGCUAUCAGGUUAUUGGUGGCUCUUCUUGCGCAUCAAACCAAUACAGUGGUGGGUAUGGAGGGCCCAGCAAGCAUUCACUUAAACACAAAGACAAAUACGGUUCAAAGGACAGAUUUAGUUGUAGGGGGGAACGAUAAUGCUCAUAGAGCUGUUUCUAACUCUCAAACACCUGUAGCAACGGCAGCUUUGACAAUGAUGGAUCGUAUUAAAAGCUCCGCACCACCAAGUAUUCCAGAGAAUCACUCUUCCAGUGCCAGAAUGAAUGCACCCCUGCGACAAGGCAGCCGAGCACAACGAGACAUGGAGAGCCCAGAGGUGAUGCAUGAACUUAAGGUGGUGGUCACCGAUGCUCUCUGGAGACUGGCAGCUGGGCACGUAGGAAAUUGCAAACUCAUCACAGACACAUGUGCACUUCUCUGCUUUGCAAAGAUCAUAAAACAUAGCAAAGGUCCUUUAAAACGCAAUGCUGUUCUAGCAGUCAAGGAAAUUGCAGUUUCUGCUGGGAAUGACUCUGAGCUCCGUCGAGCCGCAUUUAAGACUAACUCGCCAUCAGCAAAAGCUGUAGUGGAACAACUCUUGCAACUUAUUGCUAGCGAGGACGAAGAUUACCCCAAACUCCAGAAAGAGUGUUGCAAAGCGAUAGGAAGUUUGGCGCGAAUUUUUCCUGCACCAGCCGAAGCUCCUAUCAAAGCGUUGACCUCAGCAUUAAUUAAGGUUGAAGCUUACCAGGAACCGGAAGUCAUAGAUGUUGCCACAGAAGCUGCUCUUGCCCUGUCAAAGUUUGCCAGCGACGAAAAUUACUUGCACCUGGAACACUCGAAAAACAUUAUCCAGGAAGGAGCGGUGGAAGGACUGGUUGUGCUUGCACUUAACUUCGGGCAUUCAGAAUCACAACUUUCUGCGCUUGAGCUGCUCUGUUACCUGGCUUUGAAUGUCCCAACCAGUGAAGUAUUAGCAGCAGCGAAAGUCGUCAACGUGUUGGGAUCUACUAUCCAUGUCAAUCACUUAUCUCAGACACUUGCGAACCAUGAGACUUCUCGACAGUUGAUUACUGAAGCCAUCUCAAAGCUGGAGCUUCAUCAGCCAGCUACAGGAAGAUACGGUGCUCCAGGACAGAGCUUGGAUCAACUCUCGUAUCUUGAGAUGGUAUGCGAAAGCUGAACAUGGUUUUGGUCAAAGCUGCCACAGCAUUGUAAAAUGUCCUGCUUGAUUUGUGGGGUUUAUACAACAGGACAGACCCCAGAAUAUAUGUCUUCCCUGGAACUAGUACAUAAAAUACUGCUACCAACAAGUUUGUGAAAAUCGUAACUCCAGGCUAGCAUUUACUCGAAGUUACCCAAAGUUAUGCAAAGUUUACUGGUUAUUAAUUGGUCUGUUGGAUUCAUGGCUACA